AUGUCGCUCUACUACGAAGCUGCGGCUGUCCUCGCCAACUCGGAAAACGCCGGCGGCUCCCUCAAAUCGCGGAUAUACAAGAACAAGGACUUGAAGACAUCGCCUGCGCAACUCUUCGCCUUGAUUAGCGAAGCAUCGAAAUGGUCGCUGGUGCUCAAGGACGUCAUUGAGAGGUGCAGGCUGCUGGCCGAGGAGAAGAAGCUUACCCCAACGCUCGCGCUUCUCCUUACACAUGACUUGCUUCUCGCUAAGAGCGGCGUUGCUGCCCACGCCAACCAUGUCCUCAAGCUGGCUGUGUUAAGACACAAAGCUCGGCUGAACGCAGAGUUCACGAAAGCCCGGAUACGUCGCGGAUAUGCAACAGUUGACGCGCUACGCCAGGCUGUUGAACAGGGAGAGCUGGAGGGCAGCGAUGAGCUGUCUAAAAGCCUCUACAGGCACCCGCGAUGGGUGCGCGUGAAUACGCUCCAGACGAGCAUAGAGCAGCAAAUGGCCACAACCUUUGCAGGCUAUGAAAAGGCCAGUAAUAUUCAAGAGAUUCAGCGGGCAUCUGCGUCGGCGAAGAUGUACUUCGAAGAUCCCCACAUUCCCAAUUUGCUCGCCCUCCCUCCGAAAGUCGAUCUUAGCAAGUCUGAGGCGUACGCAAGAGGAGCCAUCAUACUCCAAGACAAGGCCUCCUGCUUUCCAGCUUACCUACUGGAUGUAGGACCGGAUGAUGGAGAUGCUAUAGAUGGCUGCGCUGCACCAGGGAACAAGACGACACACUUGGCUGCGAUGGUGUCUCAGAGGAACUCACACGCCAAGCGACCGAAGGUGUUUGCGUAUGAGAGAGACAAAGCCAGGGCAGUAACAUUAGAAAAAAUGGUCAAGCGCGCUUCUGCGGACUCAGUCGUACUGAUCAAGCCUGGAGCAGAUUUCCUUGCAGCGAACCCAGAAUCAGAAGAAUUUGCGCGUGUCGGUGCGAUCUUGCUUGACCCGAGUUGCUCAGGGAGUGGCAUCGUCGGGAGGGACGAUGCGGUCAAGAUGCAUCUGCCAGUUCCAGGUGUCGGUGGUGCUCUUGUCGCCACAAGCCAGAACAAUAGGAAGCGGAAGAGAGACCACGAGACAACUCAGGGCAGCAAAACGUUCAGUAUCAGCUUGGAUGACGUAGUGCCCGAAGAGACGCCUCUUGAAGGACAGCUCUCUGAGAGGCUUACCGCUCUUUCGACAUUCCAACUUCGCAUUCUUACGCAUGCGAUGCGUUUCCCUAAGGCAAAGAAGAUAACCUAUUCUACAUGCUCCAUUCAUUUCCAAGAGAACGAAGGCGUCGUGUUUCGAGCUCUGGCAUCAAAGAUUGCGAGAGCGAGAGGAUGGAGGAUCUUACCUAGGGAUCGCCAAGUGCAGGGCAUGAAAGAUUGGAACCGAAGAGGCGUUUUGGAAACCGAAGACCUAGAUAUAGCUAUCGGCUUGGACCGGCUACAUAAAGAAGAGGUACGCAACGCUUGCAUACGCUGCGAGAAAGGUACCGAGGAAGGUACGAUGGGUUUCUUUGUCGCCGCUUUUGUUCGGGAUGCCGAGUUUGUGUCUGGAGACACCUCUUCGCACGCUGGUGUCGCUGAGGAGGAGGAGGAGGAGGAGGAGGAGGAGGAGUGGAACGGAUUCAGUGAUGGCGGGGAGACGAUCGGGGCGACCUCAAUGCAGCAGGAAUCACCUGGCGCCCUGAAGAGCCCAAAGAGAAAGAGGAAAUAG
Paraphaeosphaeria sporulosa is the source of this 1728-nucleotide messenger RNA. Its product is annotated as S-adenosyl-L-methionine-dependent methyltransferase. Bases 1 to 1728 code for a protein of 575 amino acids. Gene Ontology annotation, cellular component: nucleolus. Gene Ontology annotation, biological process: rRNA base methylation. NCBI's taxonomy places the organism in Eukaryota, Fungi, Ascomycota, Dothideomycetes, Pleosporales, Didymosphaeriaceae. Gene Ontology annotation, molecular function: methyltransferase activity. The record is from RefSeq and is a predicted model, not a curated record. The transcript has 2 exons.